Molecule: messenger RNA, 945 nt
Organism: Annulohypoxylon truncatum
Lineage: Eukaryota; Fungi; Ascomycota; Sordariomycetes; Xylariales; Hypoxylaceae
Exons: 4
Coding region: 1-945 (314 amino acids)
Source: RefSeq, a predicted model, not a curated record
AUGGAACCCUAUCACAUCCGUUACGUCCCCGUCGAUGGAGCUGCAACAGAUGUUCUCCAGUUUCGAUUUGCUGACGGCGCAUACUUCGUCCUCUCUGAAACCGCCAACGUUUUCUCUUGGCUUAAUUACUGCGACCGGACGAUUAGUAGUAUCUGGGUUUAUGCACUUCCUUCACCCGACCAGCGUGCCUCGGCACCGAACCCAUGGAAGAUUGCUCUGGAACUUCAAAAUUCUAAGAUGAUCACGAUUGAGUUGUACAACACAGAGUCAGUCAAGGGUACUGUGUUCAUGCUUCGCACCUUCACGGACAACAAAGAUGAGGGCAAUUCCAACGAUUGGAAGAAACUUACGACUAACGGCAUCUGUCAUAUCGGCCGACGAAUGAACGCUGGCAUCACUCUCCGAGAUGUCAUUCUGCAAGUACAAGCUUCCGGACUAUCUACAUACCAAUUGAAGGAUGGUCGUGGUCGCCGCUUCUGGAUCUUAGAGACCCUAAAUAAGAUCGGUCACAUGGUUCACGAACCUGUGAAGUGGAUGCUCGUCGGCAGAGAAGCCGACGAGCUGCUGCGUCGGUGCUGGGUCGGCCAGACUAAGGACGUCGAAGUUUACCGAUUAAAGGUGAACAAUUCAUACCACGAAUUCCGGGAGAGUCAACAUGUCGAGAAGAUCCUUCCGGAGUUGGAGACCCGCGCGCAAGGGUCCAUGGUAGACGUCCUGGUACAGCUGUUGAAUCUGGACGCCUUCCUGGUUGAGAAUACUCCCAGGUUAGGUAGCUUGUAUUCAGUAGUCUAUACUUCGGCACCUAUUCUCCCUUCUAGGGGACAGGCGUGUCCUCUUCGACCAUUCACUUGUGGCGGUGGCCACUUAUUCUACAUCCUCAUGGGGAUGAUCAAUAUACUUUCGAUCAACGACACUUUCAUCCAUGGGUGUCCCGGGGCGAAUUAG